AUGCGGAUCUACUUCGCCUUGCUCGAUGCUGGCUGCUUUGUCUCCGGUGUUGAAUUUCUCAGAAUGAUUGAGGUGCUCCUUUGCGCAGGCGAAUGGAUGGAAGCCACAUGCAUACUCGGCGUUGUGAAAAAUGUGCGUGAGAAGUGCAAUGUGGAGAUCACAAGGGAUCACGUGCUGUCGAGAUGCAAGACCUUUGACAAGCAUUGCAGUACCAUCAGCAAGUUGCUCGCCCGUUCUGAGUUUGGAUGGGAUCGAAACAAGAAAAUGAUCGUGAUUCACGAUGAGGAUGCUUGGAAAACGUACAUUCAGAAAAACAAAGCAGCUGCGUGCUACAAAAACAAAGUUAUCAAGAAUUGGGAUGCGAUAAGUCUAAUAUUCUCCAGAGAUUAUGCUACAAGCGAAGAUGAGAGUGCAGGCGCUGAGAAUGCCCAAGAAAUGGCAUUGAAGGGUGCUGAAGAUGUCCGGGAGCUUAUUCAAAAUUCACCUUCAGCAUCUGAACCUAGCAGUCAAGACCAGGGUGGAACGCCGACAUCAAUGCAACCCACUCUACAGAGCACGAGGAGGAAGAGGUUCAGAACAGAUGAUGCACUCUUUUGCAUGUCUGGGAAUAUCAAGAAUUCAUUUCAGAUAUCUACGAAGCCAAAUGAACCUCGAGAGGAACCAGCGAAUGCAUCUCCGAAGGAAAUCUUUGCGGCACUUCAAGAGAUACCAAACUUAGGACGGGGUGAUCUGCUGAGGGCCUACUGUAUUCUCACUAGCAGCAACCGCAAGUUUGAAUCCCUUGUGGCACUUCCCAUGGAUAUGAGGAAGGAUUGGUUGAUGUUGGAAAUUGGCAGGAAUUGA
Triticum turgidum subsp. durum (durum wheat) is the source of this 843-nucleotide messenger RNA. Lineage: Eukaryota; Viridiplantae; Streptophyta; Magnoliopsida; Poales; Poaceae. The record is from the annotation of a GenBank genome assembly.